Molecule: messenger RNA, 7970 nt
Organism: Lymnaea stagnalis (great pond snail)
Lineage: Eukaryota; Metazoa; Mollusca; Gastropoda; Lymnaeidae
Source: the annotation of a GenBank genome assembly
ACUUAUAAGUGGCUAAAAAUCUGGCAUAGCGUAAAAAGAAAAAUACAAACAAAUGGGGGCCCUGUCACUUUGGUUGGGGGAUGUUUAAAGACUCUUUAGAAGUAAAAUAAAAAGAAAAGAUGCGAUUUAUAAUCUAGAAUUAGUUAACUAUAACUGCCUGGAUUUAAUUAUUAAAGAAUACACGUAAGUUUAAAUGAUAAAAAAAAAUUAAAAUACGAAAUGCGCUAAGAAAUAAUAUACGCACCUGAACUGAAACUGCACUUACAAUUUACAAGGCAACAAUGCUUAACUAUAGUAUAGGCUAUAGGGUGCCAGGGUAUUUCGAGAUCGGACAUCUUUUGUUAAUUUACCGGUAAUUAUCAUAAAUUUAAUUCCUUACUACAAGUAAUUACUAGUAUACUAGUUGUUGACUGUUUACCCAGGCUAUAUACUAAAUUAAAAUUCUCUACUUAAUAAUGAGUCUCUGUUGUUGUUUUUUGUUUUGUUUUUUUUUGUGUUUAGCUACGACGUGUACCAUGAGCACAAAACAACAAAUUCAAAUUGACUUAAACUUAAAAAUUUAAACUUGCUUGGUAUUUUUUUUAGACUCUACUAGCUAGCGCAAACUUAUAUAUAUAUUCUCUCUUCAGUAAUUUUCAAAAUUCACGUAUUAAAAUUUAAAUUACAACAAAUGAGAAAAGUAAAAGGCAGGAAAAUGCAAAAUAAAUAGUGAGUGAAUGCAAAUUAGAUUAUUUUAAAAAAAAAAAAAAAAACGGAUUUAAGACUGUACGUAACUUUGAAUUCAGUUUAACUUUAAAUUUAAAGAAUCAUAGAAUGCCCUUGAAAAUCACAUACAAAAAAGUAAAAAGAAGGAAAAUGAAAAAAAAAUAGUGAGUGAAUGUAAAUUAUAUUUUUUUAAAAAAAAAAAAAAAAACGGAUUUAAGACUGUACGUAACUUUGAAUUCAGUUUAACUUUAAAUUUAAAGAAUCAUAGAAUGCCCUUGAAAAUCACAUACAAGUAAUGUAGAUAAUAAUAAGAAAAAUACUCUCCAGAAAAACAAAAAUUUCAUGCACUGAUCACAGUAAAAUUAAAAUAAUCUCUUUGAACUUAUAAAAUGCAAUUUUGUGCACACAUCAAGUGCAAAGAAUUAGUUUUACCUCUCCCUAUCUAUUGUUAAAAGGAUGUCAUUAAUCUAUCAGUGGACAUAAAAAUAAAUACAUAAUAAAUUAUUUUUAAUUUUUUUUUGUGGGGUAAGGCAUAACAUAAGCUUUGAUGAAGUGAAGUGACAAUGGAAGGAUUAAGCAGGAAUGGUGGGAGUUAAGAGGAGGUUUAAGGGAGACUUGGAGCUGUGGAGAUGUAGAGGAAUAUGGACGAGGAUAGCUGGGAAGGAUGAGGGAGGAAAUGUUAUAAUAAAUUAAUGUUUCUAUUAAUCAUCAAUGGUCUUGCAACUAGUUUACUAAGUUUACCAUAUAGAUUAUCAAUUUACAAUUUAUGCACUUCUAACAGGGCUAAGUUAAGUUGACUGCCAGUUUAGAUAGUUUCCCAUUCACCAAAAAGUGUAAAUGGCAAGUAACACAGAAAAAGAAAAAGAUGAACUAGAACAGAUUAUUGUUCCAUUAGAAAGCCUUCGAGGAUUUGCUGUCAGAUGCUUAGAAAAUGUUGGUGCUCGACCUGAACAUGCAGAAGUAAUGGCAGAACUAAUAGUCUCUGCUGAUCAUCGUGGCCACUAUAGUCAUGGAAUUAAUAGGAUAGGUAAGUAAAGUUAAAUUCAUAAUGGGGUAUAUGAAUUUUUAUUAGCCUCUGACCUCUUGGGAAGUUUAUUCAAGCCUGUGGACCCCUAAAUUCCAAAAUUUAUUUUGAAUUUAUUUUUAAAAACUAUUUUUCCUUAAUGGCACAUGAAUUCUUAGACUGUCAUCCAUGAAAUGACAAAUGAGAUAAAUAAUAACCACAUGAAAUGGUGAUGAGUUUCCAAAAGUUUAAUUCCUUUAGAGCAAAAUAGUGCAUAACAAACUAACAAACUGUUUGUUUUAUGAUUUCUCUAUGAAUUUCAGAACUUUACCUCAUUGACCUGAAAAAUGGCCAUACAUCAUUAGACAAAGAACCUGAAAUUAUACAACAGACACCAGCAACUGCACUUGUUGAUGGCAAUAACUGCCUUGGUGAGUAGGUAUACUGGUUAUACCAGUAAUCAACAAUUAUAUGAAAGAUUAUUUUACUGCAAUGUAAUUGGAAAUAAAUGUCUUGGAAGAAAAAUAACUUUUUUCUUACAAUAAAACCCUUAAAUAAUAUUCCCAUUAAUUAUAUCAGGUAACUAUGUAAAACAGUGGUUUUCAAACAAGAAGCAGCCUAAGGUAUCUCAAUAAUCCCCUAAGGGGGUCAAGAAAUAAUUCUUAAAUUUGACAUAUGGCACUCAUCAGAUAUAUGAAAACUUAUUAUUUGUUGUAGUUUUAAUUUAAAAAUAAGCUGAAUGGGAAAAGAAGGGAGGGGGCGCAAUGUAAAUAAAUUAAGUUGUUAAUGGUGCCCCCAUUAGAAAAGGUUGAAAACCACUGAUGGUAGAUCAUAAUCUUUCUUAGGACUUAAACUAUAAGGCAGUUGUUCUAAUAAAUGUUCCUGUAACGUAACACAAGUAACUUUUUUAUUAUUUUUUUUUUUUGCAGGGCCAGUGGUCGGCAAGUAUUGUAUGGAUAUUGCUAUUGAAAAAGCUAAGAAAGUUGGAAUUGGCUGGGUUUGUGCUAAAAGUAACUAAUCAGUAUUAAUUUCUUGUUACGGGUUCAAGAAAAAUGAACCAAUUUUUUAAUGCUUGAAAUGAGAUCACAGAUUUUAACCUGGGCCUCAUUUUUGUUAAGAAUAAUAAUUUUAAAAAAUAACUUGGAAAAAAAAAAAUUUUCAGUCAAGCAAUAUUUUAUCUGUCCAGAAUAAAUUUAUGACAAAUUCCAAAAUGUAUUCUUUUAAUGGGACUGAGGAUUAACAUUUAAAUUUAAGCUGUACUUGUAGUUAUCAAAACUUAAUGUAAUUGAAGGGACAAAUAUCAUCCACUUAUUUUUCAUUUAAGAGUCAAAUCAUUUUGGAAUAGCUGGAUGGUACAGUCUCAGAGCAAUGGAGCAAGGACUUAUAGUAAGAAUUUUCAAUAUUGUAAUUUGAAAACUCAAAUAUAAAACUUAAUAUUGCAGAUUAUUAAAUACUUUUUAUUUAUUUUCCAUCUGCUAUGACUUUUUCUGGACUAAUAAAUAAAAGUGUGACAAUUUUUAUAUUUAAUCUAUCCUGACUUAUGUGUCAUUAACUUAUCUAUAAAUAGAUUUUUAUUGAAUACUAGUUAUGCAAAACAAAAUAAUAUAUCAGCCUACUUGGUUGACAAUUUCCUUAAAGAUCAUUUCAAAUUUUAUUUCUCAGGGAAUGGCAUUUUGCAAUACAUCACCUAAUAUGAUCCACACAAGAUCUAAAAUGGUAUUUCAUUAAAAUAUUUGUUAAUAUGUGUUAAUAUUUAUGAACUGCUUAAUCUUAAUCAUUAGUUAUUUAUUUAUGGGUAUGCUUUGUUUUUAUAUUUGCUUAAAAAAUUUGCACAUAGGGCAUAUUAAUAGUUUUACAAAGUCUUUGUUUAAAAAAAAUUAGACCAAUAAUAUUAAUAUGCUGUUCAGAUUUUCAUGAAUAUUAACUUUUUAUUUAUAAGUUUUUAAAUUUAUAAUUUACAUUUUUUUAAUGAAAUAUUUUAAUGACGUUUUUUAAUAGAUAUUUUUCUGGAAAUGCAUUUGAUUAUCUCCUUAAGAAAUUUCCCUACAGAGAACCCUUGGUACAAACCCAAUAUCAGUGGCUGCUAAAGGGAACAACAAUGAGGAAUUUGUUCUUGAUAUGGCUACAACAACUGUUGCACAGGGCAAGGUUAUUACUUCUUACAUUGAUUUUUAUGAGAUUUGAAAGUUGUUUGUAAAUGAAUACAUUUAAACCUGAUGCAGUAAACUAUAUUUUGUUAGAUGUGAUUCAAGCUUUAAAAAAAAAAAAAAGAAUUUUCUUUUUUAAAUGACCAUCUAAAAAAGCAAAUAGCCCUAAUGACACAUUUUUGUUUCUUACACAGGUUGAGAUAAAACAUCGAUUAAGUCAAAGCUUGCCUGAAGGAUGGGCCGUAGAUAGAAAUGGAAAAGUAAUUUUAAAUAAUUGUAUUUAUUGGAACCCUUUUUAUUUAGGAGGACAAUUAUUCACUGUUUAUCCAGAUAAUUUGUACAUUUUUUUUUUAAAUGGGUGAGUUAUGUUUUGUUUUUUCUUCAAACAAGAAAUAUAGAAAUGUAAAAUUGUAAACUAAAUAAUACUGGGUUUUUAUCCACUGAAAAUUUUCUAACCAAACCCCAUAUCAUUAGUAAAAAUUCAAUUCAUCAUAUUAAGAUUACAAAUCAGUAAAUGAAUUGAAACCAAAGAAAUAUUUAAAAAUUAUGCUAGGUAUUUUUAGGGGAUUGAGUUAUGGGUAGUGGCACCCUAAUACAAGCAUCCUGCAUUUUGUUUUGAAUACAUGUUUUAAUUAAGAUAUUACUUUUUUAAUAAUUAAAUUGAUUGUUAAUAUUAUUAUUCAGUCAUUUUUUUAAAACUAAGGGGCCAUCCCUAAAUGAUGUCAUGCUGUUUUGGCCAAUUUCUUAAACAUGCAUCUUUAUCUUUUCUUUAUCACAAAAUUAAGACACCCUCAUAAUGUAUUGUAACAAAUUUGUGACCCCCCCCACAUGCAUGACAUCAUUUAUGGAUGGCCGCUAAAUGUACUUAAUUUCAUAAUAGUCUUGCACUGACACACAAGAAGUUCUCUAUCAUGGUGGACUAACUCCAUUAGGAGGUUUUGAAGAAACCAGUAAGCAGAUAUCUUUGGUUAUAAGACUUUCAAACUAUUUUAGUCUAAAUUUCAGAUAGUAACUUGUCAAAAGGUAUAGCUUUGGAUUCAUAUCAUAAUAAACUAUUUAAUGUAGACAUUUGCAACUUGCUCAGUCUAAGGGCCAAUCACUUAGUUUAGAAGUUUGGGGGCAGGCUAAACUAAAAAAACAUUUCUUUUGUACAUUACAACUACUGUAGCUUAGAGGAUAUUAUUCUUUAAAGUUUUAGGUUUGUGUCAUUACCUAAGUUUAAUUACGUAUAAUCAAUAAAUGUCAUUAUCACUUCAAUUAGUUAAUUAAAAAAGACAUUAUUUGCAUCAAUAAAAACAACUUCAGUAAGGCAUAGUUCAUAUCUAAAGUAAUGAAUUUAAAAAUCAGGGCUACAUGAGAUACUGAUAGACUUAGUAAGUUUCUGCUUUUCUUGUUCAUGAUGUUCACUUGAAAAAGAUGUUUUUAGUAAAAAGUUGGCCAAAAAAAACAGAAGCUUGCAAUAGUUUGAAGAUUUAAAACACAAAUUGGUGGUAUCUAAGAGUAGAAAAAUUAUAUGCACUAAGAAUUGGAUUGAUGAAUCCAUCAUCAGAAAGGACUUUGGAGUUUAAAGUCAUUUAAUGGCUUAAGGGACAACCCAUGGUCUAUAUUUUCAAACACCGGUCCCUAUGCAUGUACAAAUGAUGUCUCUUACUUCUUGUGAUGUCUGAUUGAAUUGUAUUUGGAAGGUUUGACUCUAAAUAAAAUAAAAGCAAUAGGUGAACAUUAUAUUACAGUACCGGUACCAUUUAAGCAUUUUAUUUUGCAUUAAUCUCGGUCCAUUAAUUGUGGUUAUUUUUUAGGGGAAAGCUGUAAAGUUAUCAACAUCAUUUUAUUCUGCAUAUUUCAAUAGGUGGUUACAAAGGUUAUGGACUUGGCUUUAUGGUGGAGUUAUUUUGUGGCAUUCUGAGUGGCUCAAACUUUGGUAGCAAUGUUAGGGAUUGGACUGAACACAGUUCUUUUGCUGAUCUGGUGAGUAAUGUACAUUUUUAAUUUAACAUGGAAUUCAUAAAAUAGUGCCUUUCUUGACAUUUAGGAAAUAACAAAUAUAUUUAAUUCAUUGCAUUUGUUAAAAACUUUAGGCAAUAUAACUUGAAGGUUCUGUAAAGUUUACGGCAUUGUUAGGCUAAUUAGCAAAGUGUUUCGUAAAUCAGGUUUGUCAACCAUACAUCUGUAAUUGUAAAAAUUUUAGCUAAGACUUUCGCCUGCAUUGAAUAUUAUUUCUAGGGUCAGUGUUUUGCUGCAAUUGAUCCAAAAGCUUUUGCACCAGGUUUUGAAGACAGGUUAUCAUCAUUGAUUCACCAGUGUCGAGACCAGGAGCCUGUAAGUUUCCUAUUUACAAAAAAAUUUCUAAACACAGCUGUGUUAUAUCUUUAGUUAAAUUCUAUUUAAAGAUAUGAAUGCUGCAUAAAUGGUUCUAUUCGUCAUCUGUAAUAGUAAAAUAUAAUAAAAUAGUUGGUUUGAAUUAAUCAAAUAUCUACCAAGGUUGUUGCUAUAAUUGCGGUAGAUUUAUCAUGACAAUUAAUAAAGUAUUAAAACACUUAACUCAAAAUAAGCUUUAUUCAAUUGGAAGAUGAUCCACUUUUUUUUUUUAAAUAAAUAAGUGAAAGAAGGCUUUUCUCAACAAAAAUUUCAUAUUAACAACAUAAUUUUGAGGUUUUUUAAUGCAUGGAAAAAAACAUGACUAAUGUCACACUCACACAUGAUCAAUCGCCCUCUCCACCUGUCACAAACUAACACAUGUUCUUAGACUCACUUCCCCCAGGAGCAUGGCGUAGGCUACUUUAGAUACUACUCAUAACUUAACAGAUUUUAGCAAGAAACCUUUUAGGAAAUAACUUAUGUACACAUCACAUAAAUUGUACACUUGCCCAAACCCCCUCCCCUCAGUGGUUUGAGACCCUGGCUAAUACAUUUGUUGAAGCCCUUUUGACUAUGGCCCUUUUGUUGGAAACCCUUGUCACAAGACUGAGCUGUCACAGGCCGAUAUGUUGGGGCCAAUUUGUCACAGCCGUUUUGACGUGAUAAACUUGAUAAACUCUAGCAUGUCAAUAGUUUACAACUUUAUUCAAAUGAAACCCUUAAAACAUAAAAGCUUCUAAUGAUGUUAAAGAAUCCAAUAAAUGUUUUAGAUUGUUUAUGUAUUUGUGAAUCAUUUGGGCAAUGGGCAUCAUACACUAAAAAGUCUGUUUGUGUGUUUGGUUGGGGGGGGGGGGACUACAAUUUUAGUUUAGUAACUUAACAUUUAUAUCAUUUAAGAUAAGAUAAGAUUCUUUUAUAGACACAAAUAAAUGGAACUGGGUUAAGAUUACAUUGUACAAUAUUCAUUUUCAGCAUUUAGAUAAAUAUUCUUAUUAAGAUAAUUUUUUUUUUAAAGACAAUUUAAACACAAGACAUUUAGAUUUUUAAGUAUUUCUCAACUGCAAAAUGAACUACAUGUGAAAUAUUUUUGUUACAGGCUGAAGGAGAAUCAGAAAUUUUAGUACCUGGUGACCCUGAAAAGAGGCACAUGGAUUUGUGUGAAAAACUUGGGGGUAUUCCAUAUCAUCCAAAACAAAUUGAAUUUGCAGUAAGUCCAGUUAAAUCACUUAAGAAACAUUCUUGUCAGUUUUGUUUUAGAAAACAUUUUUUUUAGUUUAACAUAUUUAUUUCAGAUAUUUGCUUGAUUACAUAAGAUUUGUGAAAUCUUGAAUUUCUUUCUCUCUCUCAGGAUCAUAUUGCACAGAAAUACGAUACAGAACCUUUAUCAAGAAUUUAAUAUUGCAUCUAAUCCUUGUACUGAUGAGUUUUGGAAAGAAAUAACUCAAGUCUUAUUUAAAGAGGAAAAGUCACUUGUAACCUUUAUGAUGAUGAUUAUUUAUGUAUUCUACUCAUUUAUUCAGAAAUUUAUUUAAAGUAGCAUUUUGAGUAACUUUUUAGGCUUAAAAACAGCUCUAUAGCCUACAGCGUGUCCAGAACUUUUGCUGAUGGUAUUAUAUUCCACUAAAAUGCUUGUUAUUAAAUUCAUUAUCUAUUCAGAUUUUACUUCAUAUUUUGAAAGUUGUGUUUUACAUUUUCUAAACUUGUAAGCAUUUUGUUGUUGAAAAUCUGAAAAUAAUAAAUAAACUAUAUCACUGUUA